CAUGCUGUGAUCGCUUGCAAAACACGUGGUGUGAUCGUGUGAUGGCCACUAGUUAGAGCGUAAUGCCUACACAAACCGACGAGACCGAGACCGUUGAAAGAGGCCAAUUCAAGUUCGUGAAACAGACUGCAUCGUGGUACCUGCACGUUUCCUUGGUGUUUAACGGUGAGAAGAAGUUUGAGUUGACAGAAGUUGCAUGUAAGCAGCAGAUUCACAAAUCCUUGAAACAACUCUUUGGAGAGGCUGGAAGUGCUAUUGAGGUUGGCAUCCUGAAAUUCAACCCUUUAUCUGGAAGUGCGAUCCUGACCUGCCCGUCAGACAGUUUUGUCAAGGUCCGGAGUGCGCUGGGGAUGAUAGUCACUGACUUUUCUGGGGCUGAGUGUUACUUCAAAGUACACCGAGUUUCAGCGAAUCUUCUUUCAUUCACCACAAAUUCUAGGACCUUUGAAUUUUAAUAUGGAAAUCGAGGAGCAAAUGAGUGCAACAUCCAAAGGGGAAGCGUGUUCUUGGGUGCAUUGUGUGAAGGAACUGUAUCUUCAGCCACACUACUUCAAUCAAGUGCAAAAAGGUGUGGGCGAUGCAAUGAACGCCACAAUAAACAAGUACCAGGGCGAUCUCGCAGGUGUCGUGCGCCAACACAAAAACGUGAAGCUGCUCAGUGUCGACGGCACGAUAACUGACGAGGAAAGCUACAUCAAACUUCAAGUCGAAGCAGACUUUGAGGUGUUCCGCCCAUUUGUUGGUUGCAAACUCAAAGGAGUCGUCAACAAAGUGAGUGCAAACAAUGUCAGCUGCCUGGUUCACGAGCUGUUCAAUGUUUCGUGUCCUAACGCGAUGGGCAGCGACGACUGGGUUGGCUAUAAUGCCGUCUUGGGCCAGGAAAUCACCUGCCAGGUCACCAAGGUCGAUUUGACUGGUAGGAUUCCUUAUAUCAGGGCGAGCAUUGUCAAGCUGCACCAGACUGAAAACGGCAACCACAAGCACUUUAACGAGGAGGAGGAGGUUGAAGAGAUAAACCUUCAGGAGGAAGAGGAGGAACCUGUGGAGACUCCAAAGAAGAAAAAGAAGAAAGACAAAUCCGGGGAGAGAGCCAAAGAAAAGAAAAAGAAGAAGCAUGAUUCAGAGGAUGAAGUAAGUACUACACCCAAGAAAAAGAGGAAAAGUAAAAGAGAAGACGUUUCAUCUGAAUCCGAAGUUAUUGAAAUCCCUGAAAUAGACAUAUUGAAAGCGUUGAAAAGGAAAAGAAAGAGCGGAGAUCUGCCAGAUUCACCGAUACCAAAAUCUAAGAAGCGAAAGUUGCACAUGAACGAAGCUGGUGACAAAUUUUAUUAUGAUGAUGAUGGAGGUCCAAUUUUUGUUUAAUAAAAGGUACUAAAUUACA
This is a messenger RNA of Cloeon dipterum, 1381 nucleotides long. RefSeq names its product RNA polymerase I subunit F (gene Polr1F). The record is from RefSeq and is a predicted model, not a curated record. Gene Ontology annotation, cellular component: RNA polymerase I complex. The coding region runs from base 457 to 1362 and encodes 301 amino acids. The transcript has 5 exons. NCBI's taxonomy places the organism in Eukaryota, Metazoa, Arthropoda, Insecta, Ephemeroptera, Baetidae. Gene Ontology annotation, biological process: DNA-templated transcription initiation.